UAAAAUCAUUGUAAUGAUAUAUUCGCGCAACCCACACCAUAGGCAUUCCAGUUGGACUUGGGACCUUUCACCUUUCGGCGAAAGAGAAACACAAUCCUGAAUAAAUACGAGAAAUCGGUAAAAUCCGACGCUCGUGCGCAUAUCAGAUCUGUUGUGUUUGAAUUUACUCGCCGGAAAUCUUUGCGCGAGAAGCUAUUGGACGGAAAAUGGAAGAGAAUUUGGUGAAGCGGUUGGAAGUCGCGGUGGCGCGGUUGGAGGCGCUUUCCGCCGGAGGAUCCCGUGGAUUUUCACCGGAGGAUGGUGGAGAUGCGGCGGCGGUGGAUCCGUCGAUUUUGGCGUUCGACGAUCUGAUUUCGCAGUGCGUUAACAGAGUUACGACCGCCGGGGAGAAGAUUGGAGGACGGGUUCUGGAUGUGUCUAAGGUUAUUGCCGAUGCAUUUGCUGUGCAGAAGGAGCUACUUGUGAAAAUCAAGCAAACUCAGAAACCUGAUAAUGCGGGAAUGAUGGAAUUCCUUAAACCGUUGAAUGAGGUGAUGACAAAAGCUUCUGCACUGACAGAGGGUAGGCGACCUGAUUUUUUCCAUCACUUAAAGACUGGUGCCGAUAGUCUGGCUGCUCUUGCUUGGAUCGCAUAUACUGGAAAAGAUUGUGGUAUGAGCAUGCCUAUUGCACAUGUUGAAGAAAGUUGGCAAAUGGCUGAGUUUUACUGUAACAAGGUUCUCGUGGAGUACAGAAACAAAGACGCAAAUCACGUAGAGUGGGCAAAGGCUUUAAAAGAACUCUAUGUACCUGGGUUGAGGGAUUAUGUGAAGGGUCAUUACCCACUGGGCCCUGUAUGGAGUGCCACAGGUAAGAUAGCAUCAGCAUCAGCAUCUGCACCUGCACCUGCACCUGCACCUGCCCCUGCCCCAUUGAAAGCUACCCCCCCAGGUCCAGGUGCACCCGCUCCUCCACCGCCACCACCUGCUUCACUUUUCAGUUCUGAAACAACUCUGCCUUCAUCAUCGCGCCCCAAGGAAGGGAUGUCUGCUAUUUUCCAGGAGAUUAAUUCUGGAAAGCCUGUUACUUCUGGUUUGAGGAAGGUCACGGAUGAUAUGAAAACCAAAAACCGGGCGGACAGAAGUGGCGUUGUUGCAGUUGCUGAGAAGGAAGGUCGAACUGGUUCACCUGCUUUCUCAAAGGUGGGCCCUCCAAAAUUAGAGCUUCAAAUGGGUCGUAAAUGGGUGGUUGAGAAUCAAAUUGGACGAAAUAAUCUAGUAAUUGAUGAUUGUGAUUCUAAACAGUCUGUGUAUAUCUAUGGGUGCAAAAAUUCGGUUCUGCAUAUCAAAGGGAAAGUAAACAAUAUUACAGUUGACAAGUGCACUAAGAUGGGGGUGGUAUUCAAGGAUGUUGUGGCAGCUUGUGAGAUCGUCAAUUCUAGUGGAGUAGAGGUGCAAUGCCAGGGCUCAGCUCCAACAAUUUCAGUAGACAAUACUGCAGGCUGCCAAUUAUACUUGAGCAAAGACGCUUUGGAGACUUCUAUUACGACAGCAAAAUCAAGUGAAAUCAAUGUAUUGGUUCCCGGUUCAGAACCAGAUGGCGAUUGGGGAGAGCAUGCGUUGCCACAGCAGUAUGUCCAUGCAUACAAGGAUGGCCAAUUUGUGACGACUCCAGUGUCUCACUCGGGUGCCUAACUGGAGAGUUUUGACGAUUAUCGGAUUUUCAUCUUGAGCUAUGUUUGCCUUUCUUUAAACUCAUCUUUCAAAAGUUUUCGGGAUUUUUUAUUUUCCAAAAUUUGUUUAUUAUUUGAAAUUAUACCCACUCAAGAUUGAUUUGUUGUGUUUAACAAAAUUGUUGAAUUAUGCUUGCUUGUUGUGUUGGCAGUUUGUUUUUGGAGCUGUAAAGUAAAAGCCUAUUUGCUUCUGUUGUUUUCGGAAAUAUUGAGAACUGAAUUUCAAAUUAGUGUACUAAUCUAUUCUUAAUUGCUUU
Molecule: messenger RNA, 1968 nt
Organism: Erythranthe guttata (spotted monkey flower)
Lineage: Eukaryota; Viridiplantae; Streptophyta; Magnoliopsida; Lamiales; Phrymaceae
Gene: CAP1
Product: cyclase associated protein 1
Biological process (GO): cytoskeleton organization; actin filament organization
Cellular component (GO): cytoplasm
Molecular function (GO): actin binding; adenylate cyclase binding
Source: RefSeq, a predicted model, not a curated record